Ananas comosus (pineapple) is the source of this 2172-nucleotide messenger RNA. RefSeq names its product probable receptor-like protein kinase At2g42960. Bases 264 to 1790 code for a protein of 508 amino acids. The record is from RefSeq and is a predicted model, not a curated record. Gene Ontology annotation, molecular function: ATP binding; protein kinase activity. Gene Ontology annotation, biological process: protein phosphorylation. The transcript has 9 exons. Lineage: Eukaryota; Viridiplantae; Streptophyta; Magnoliopsida; Poales; Bromeliaceae.
UUACACACACACACCCACACACACACACAAACAUACACACCAACAUAGAUAGGAGAAGUUACACACCAACCAUUUUCCACCAAACCAUCUCUUUCCCCUCCCACUCCCAACUCUCUCAGAGAUAUUGGUCAGUUUGAGGCUUAAAUGGCUUAAAAGAUUGAUUUUUGGAGGAACCCAUUCAGUACUGCUCCUGGUUCCUUUCUUCCUAGAGUGGAAGAUCCAACAGGUCACUUAAACCCCAAAAGAAGAAGAAAAGAGAAAAAAUGUCGUCCGGUGAAUCUCUUCAUGCGGAACUAUCGACCAAGAUGCCACCUUUUGGCCUGAGACUGUGGGUCGUGAUCGGCAUUAGCGUGUGCAUGCUAAUCGUAUUCAUCCUUUGUUUCCUUUGCAUUUGGGCAACAUUCAGAAAGAAAAAAACAAGGGCCUACGACACCUUUCCUAUCUCUCAAAUCCCAGAUGUCUCCAAGGAAAUUGCGGUGGAUCGGGUCGGUUCCAACGGUCUUAACCGCAACGUCCACGAAAACCAAGGCCAUUUCCUCACCUUACAGGACAAAUACAGUGAUAAGCAUUCGGGUAAAAUGUUGGCGCACUUGGCGAGGAGUAAAUCGAGUGAUGCAGAUAAUUUGAGCCAAUGCAGCUCGGUCUACCACAUCGACCAGGCCGGGAGUUCGCAUUCGGGGGAUGAGGGAGGAUCAGGGCCUGCGAGAUCGCACCCAAUUGUGUCAGCAUCUCCUCUAGUAGGUCUACCCGAAUUCUCGCAUUUGGGAUGGGGACAUUGGUUCACUUUAAGAGAUCUGGAGAACGCCACUAAUCGGUUUUCGAAGGAGAAUGUUAUUGGAGAGGGCGGAUAUGGAGUUGUUUAUCGGGGCAAGUUGAUAAAUGGAACAGAGGUUGCAGUGAAGAAGCUUCUUAACAAUCUGGGCCAGGCAGAAAAGGAAUUUAGAGUGGAGGUUGAAGCAAUCGGCCAUGUCAGACAUAAGAAUCUGGUGCGGCUUUUGGGUUAUUGCGUAGAAGGGAUACAUAGGAUGCUCGUGUAUGAGUAUGUGAACAACGGGAACUUAGAGCAGUGGCUUCACGGUGCUAUGCGCCAGCAUGGCAUUCUUACCUGGGAAGCACGCAUGAAGAUUAUCCUGGGCACUGCAAAAGCCCUUGCUUAUUUGCAUGAAGCAAUAGAGCCGAAAGUUGUGCACCGAGAUAUUAAAUCAAGCAAUAUCUUAAUAGAUGAUGAAUUUAACGGCAAACUCUCUGAUUUUGGAUUGGCGAAACUUCUCGGUGCGGGCAAAAGCCAUAUUACGACCAGAGUAAUGGGAACAUUUGGGUACGUGGCACCUGAAUACGCCAAUACUGGGUUGCUGAAUGAGAAGAGCGAUGUAUACAGUUUUGGAGUGCUUUUGUUGGAAGCUGUGACAGGUCGAGAUCCUGUAGACUACGCUCGCCCAGCUAAUGAGGUCCAUCUUGUCGAGUGGCUUAAAGUAAUGGUCGCUAAUAGGAGAGCUGAGGAGGUAGUUGACCCAAACUUGGAAGUUAAACCAGCAACGCGGGCCCUCAAGCGCGCACUUCUGGUUGCACUGAGAUGUGUGGACCCCGAUUCCGAUAAAAGGCCUAAGAUGGGCCAGGUUGUUCGCAUGCUCGAAGCAGAGGAAGUCCCCUUCCGCGAGGAUCGGAGAAGCCGGAGAACUCACAUGAACAGUAUGGAGGUCGACUCCGUCCGAGAGAAUGCGAGCUUGAGUGACGCGGAAAACGGAGUCGCUGUGGCAGAUGCUAGAUCUUCCGCACGGUUUCAGUCGUAAGCGGAUUGAUUUGCGACAAAAAUGAGAUCAAAAAUCGUUUUUUUUUUUCUCUUAAUCCUGCUAACAAGAGGAAGGGAAACUUCUAUUGACCGCGCGCGGCUACAAGUAGAUGAGGAGAUACAUUUUCUGCAGCAUCAUCAUCCUCUUGGAACUUCAAUCUAGUAUUUAUUUAUUUAUUUUUAGUUGCUUCUUUUUUGUUUCAGCCUUUGUUGUACAGGUAUCUGAUUUUAAGUUCAUAUUUUUCAUAUACCUAUUUCAUUUGGGUACCAUAAUGGCCACCAUUAAUGUGAUCCUCUCUUGCUAGUUUUGCUUUUUAAGUUGUAAUGACAUGUUUUAUUUAAAUGAUUGGUAGUUAUUUGUUAUGCUCUUUUGAGCCACCAUA